AUGACAUUAAAUUCAGAAAAUAAAAUCGUGAGUUAACUGAAAUUACUCCGAGGCCUACUCCCUUGGAGUAGGUUGGACCUAUCUUUAUGAAGCUGAAAGCAGGCCUCUGUCAUUUUUAAGUUUUGAGAUGCAUUGCCAAAGAGGUUCUCCCCGAAAGGUUUAUUCCCUACCAUAUGGUCUUCCCUCAUCGAAAGCUAUCGGGACAUCGUACAGGCGAUGGUCUCUCCUAGUGAGCAAUCGCUUGGGUAGGUAGGAAUACGAUAUUUUGCCCGCUUAUGGCCAGCAUGAUUGUUUAAUUUAUUACACUAAAUGCUCCUGUGUGUAAUUAUGCAGUAGAAGCUUUUUAUGAUUUAGGAUUAAGAAAAGGGGAUAUUUUAUUUUAUACAGGCUAUCUUGACCACCUUAACUCAGUGGGGACUAAUGAUGAGUUUCUUUACAAGAGGAUAGAAAUUGGAAUACCAUUAAUGAGUAUUUGGCAGUCAAUUUUCAUAGGGAAUAAAGGUAAGGAAAUUUACGAUGAGUUUUAUUCCACUUAUAAUAAUACUGAGCCAGGAUUAUUUGCGUGCCCUUAUUUUGAUGCUGCAUAUUUGAUUGGUUCAGCCUUGGAUUGGGCAAUCAAUCGUGGGCUUGACUACGAAAACCCAGCAGUCUUUCAAAAAUCAAUAAGAGAUGUCAAAUUUAUAGGGUGCACUGGAACAGUUUAUAUUCAAAAAAAUACUAACUUCCCCAACAAAAAUAUUUUGUUCGCUCACGGAGGGGGCUAAUUUUUCUAUUUAAAAAAAUUUAUAUAUAAAUUUUUAUAAAAAAAUAAUUUUUUUUAAAAAUUUUAAAAAUCCUAAUUCCAAAAAUUGGAAAGCAAAUAUUAAUUUAAUUUAUAAAAUUUAUGUUUUAAAAUGCAAUUUGUCUAAAAUUAAACAAAAUCAGUUCAUAAUUUCAUUAUAUUAACUAUUACUUAUAUAUCAAUUUUUUUCCAUAAAAAAAAUUCUAUUAAAUUUAUUUUUGUUCACGGAGGGAGGGUUUUUUGGGCAAGAAAUACGGAUUUUUCUAAUGGUUUUGUUCGCUCGUGGGGAGUAAUGAUAGAUCUAUAAGUAGUCUUUCUAUUAGAGCAAAUACUUAUAGCCCUAAUGCAGGUGUAACAGUUUACACAGUAGGCUAUCUUAAACCUUCUAGCUCUGAAUUCCUAACCAUAAUUCACCCUAUUGUCUAUUCAGAUGGAACCACAAUUAAGCCUCCAGAUUUCAGGGGCACUAAUAAUAAUUGUCCAUUUGAUAACAAGCUAAAGCAAACAUUUUAUAUGGGCCGAGCUCUGGUUUUUGGAAUUUGCUUUAUUGUAGCUGCUAUAACCGCUAUUAUAACCUUCAUAAUUUGGAAGAAAUGAUGGAACAUAAAGAUUGAGGAGCUCAAAACACCCCAAGAAAUAUCGAUCCAAGAUUUUAUUAUUGGUGCCAGUAUUAUAAUUGAAUUUUUCCAGCUUCUUUCUAUGGGGCCUGACAUUAGGCCUUUAAAUUCUUUUAUUGCUGAUAUUGGAGAUCUCGUAUCUUUAGAUCUUGAAUCAUUUUUAAAGCUUGAAAACGGCAAGUUUUGGUGGCUUUCAACAUCAGUCAUUGGUCUCUGCGGGCUUUGACUAUUCCUAUGUCUUAUAGUACUGUUUCGAAUCGACGAAAAAUAUGAGUAUAUUUCUCUUUUCAGAGUUUUAGGAUUUUUGGCUAAUUAAAAGCAAUUAAUCAAUUCAGCGUAAAAAAUUUACAUAAUCUAUUUGAACUUUUCUCUUGAAGAAUUAAUGCCAAUAUUAGGAAACUUAUGCUUUAUCCCAUUUAUAUCAACCCUCCUUGAUAUUUUUGUAUGUGAUGAGUCAAUAGGUAACAGUUUUACUAAAAGCUUCCUCUCUAAAGAUUGCUAUCAGUUUUGUUGGCAAGGCUCUCAUAUUAUUUAUGUUGUGCUCUCCAUCUUUGCACUAUUUUGCUAUGAGCCCUUAGCAGUGUUCUGUAGGCCUUUAUGGCAAGAAUUAGAAUCUAAUUUGCAUGUUAAAUCACUUCCGUUGUAUCUUAUGUCAAAAACAGUUAUUCAGGUAAUAUUGGUGGUGAUGCAUAAAACUUUGAAAAGAAGUAACGAAAUAGCCCAUGGAUGCGUAUUUACAGUCUUAAUCAUUCUAUAUACAGGAUUUAUAUGGAAAUUCAAAGCUUAUAAUUAUGGAAGGUUUAACUGAUGGCAGCAGUUAAGUUUGAUUGGGGUUGCUUGAAUAACGCUUUUAUCAACCGCAUGCGCUAUUGAUGGGAAUUCUAGCUUCCCUUAUCUGCCUUUAAUUUUAUCUGGAUGGUUUUUAAUAGUUGUAGUAGGAUUGAUUGUUCAAAGAAAGAAAUAUCCAAGCUUGCUAUAUAGACAAAAAGUCAAAGAUACUUCAACUUUAUUCAAGUUUGCAUUUUCUUUUGGAAAGAAAUCACAGGUGCUACAUUCAAAAAUUACUCCUCAGAAAUUAAACCUAUAUAAGUAA
Molecule: messenger RNA, 2491 nt
Organism: Blepharisma stoltei
Lineage: Eukaryota; Ciliophora; Heterotrichea; Heterotrichida; Blepharismidae
Source: the annotation of a GenBank genome assembly